Molecule: messenger RNA, 1461 nt
Organism: Sciurus carolinensis (gray squirrel)
Lineage: Eukaryota; Metazoa; Chordata; Mammalia; Rodentia; Sciuridae
Gene: Nit1
Product: nitrilase 1
Exons: 7
Coding region: 274-1149 (291 amino acids)
Molecular function (GO): hydrolase activity, acting on carbon-nitrogen (but not peptide) bonds, in linear amides
Source: RefSeq, a predicted model, not a curated record
GUUACCGCCCACUCGCCCGGGUGCUGCUGGCUGGCUUCGGGUCGGAACCUGCGAAUGAUUUUGGCUCUACCUUCAUGUAGGACCUACUCCCUGUGCCGACCGCUGCAGUGAAUUCCACCUGCGGUGCUUUCUCUUGUGCUGGGCUUCAUCACCAGGCCUCAUCACCAGCUCCUGUCCCUUCUGUGUCCUGGACUCCGGAUACUUCGACUCUCAGGACUUUGUGCCCAACCCAGGAAAUCUGAUCCUGCCUGCACCAUUUACAGGCCCAGAUCCAUGGCUAUCUCCUCUUCCUCCUGGGAAUUACCCCUGGUGGCUGUGUGCCAGGUAACAUCCACACCAGAUAAGCAACAGAACUUUAAAACAUGUGCUGAGCUGGUUCGAGAGGCUGCCAGACUGGGUGCUUGCCUGGCUUUCCUGCCUGAGGCAUUUGACUUCAUUGCACGAGACACUGCAGAGACACUACGCCUGUCUGAGCCUUUGGGUGGGAACCUUCUAGGAGAAUACACCCAGCUUGCCAGGGAAUGUGGACUCUGGCUGUCCUUGGGUGGCCUCCAUGAGCGCAGCCAAGACUGGGAGCAAACUCAGAAAAUCUACAAUUGUCAUGUGCUUCUGAACAGCAAGGGAUCAAUAGUGGCCACCUACAGGAAGACGCAUCUGUGUGAUGUAGAUAUUCCAGGGCAGGAGCCUAUGCAUGAAAGCAAUUUUACCAUACCUGGGCCCAGUCUUGAGUCACCUAUUAACACACCAGCAGGCAAGAUUGGUCUAGCUAUCUGCUAUGACAUGCGGUUCCCAGAACUCUCUCUGGCAUUGGCUCACGCUGGAGCAGAAAUACUUACCUACCCUUCAGCUUUUGGAUCUGUUACAGGCCCUGCCCAUUGGGAGGUAUUGCUGCGGGCCCGUGCCAUUGAAACCCAGUGCUACGUUGUGGCAGCUGCACAAUGUGGACGCCACCAUGAGAAGAGAAGUAGUUAUGGCCACAGCAUGGUGGUAGACCCCUGGGGAACAGUGGUGGCUCGUUGCUCUGAAGGGCCAGGACUCUGCCUUGCCAGAAUUGACCUCAACUUUCUGCAACAGUUACGCCAAAAUCUGCCUGUGUUCCAGCAUCGCAGGCCUGACCUCUAUGGCAAUUUGGGUCACCCACAGUUUUAAGGCUUUGACUUCCAUGAGUUGAGAUAGAUAGAUACACAAGACACACAAAACCCCACCCCAACACAUUGUGAGAUGAUACUAUUGUGAUUUGUAGGCAGGAUCCAAGCAUAGCUCCCUUCACUUGGGGAACCUUGACUCUCAAUGGAACACAGACUCAACUUCUUGGGAAAGAAGAAACUUUCACCUGAGCUCAGAUUUCAGUUCCAGAAAAGUGGAAUUUUAUAUAGUCACUGUUUAUUUCAUGAAAACUGAAAUUAUGCUGAGGACUGAGCAGCACUGGCAUUGAAAAAAAUAUAAUAAUCAUAAAGUCUG